Molecule: messenger RNA, 1566 nt
Organism: Cavenderia fasciculata
Lineage: Eukaryota; Evosea; Eumycetozoa; Acytosteliales; Cavenderiaceae
Product: Protein phosphatase 5
Exons: 5
Coding region: 1-1566 (521 amino acids)
Cellular component (GO): cytosol; nucleus
Molecular function (GO): protein binding; protein serine/threonine phosphatase activity
Source: RefSeq, a predicted model, not a curated record
AUGCCUAUUCAAAGAGUAAUUGAAAUCCCAAAGAGAAAAAAGGAGGAUAACAACCAAUCCACAAAAAAGAAUACAGCUGCUGAUGCUGCUGCUGCAGAGAAGGGUUCAAAUACAUCGAUAUUAACAAAGGAAGAAGAGCAAUUGUUGGCAUCAUUAACACAAGAGCAACGUGUCAAACAAUCCGAUGAAUAUAAAACUAAAGCCAACAAGUAUUUUGGAGAACAAAAACAUGAUUUAGCAAUUGAUGAAUAUACCAAAGCUAUUGCAUUUAAUCCAACUGCCAUCUUAUACUCGAAUAGAUCGUUUAGUUAUUUCAAGAAAGAGUUUUUCGUUUUAGCAUUGGAAGAUGCUCUCAAGGCAACUCAACUAGACCCAAUGUAUGUCAAGGGUUACUAUCGUCUUGGACAAGCCAACAUGGCACUUGGCAACUAUGACGAUGCCAAAGCAAACUUUGCAACUGUCGUCAAAAAGUUCCCCACCGAUGCUGAAGGCAAACAAAAAUUAAAAAUGGUUACUACUCUCAUUAAAAAGAAGGCUUUUGAAGAAGCUAUUCAAUGUUCAAAUGAAAGUCCAUAUUUAUCUUUGGAUAUUGAUUCAAUGGCUGUUGAAAGUAGUUAUCAAGGACCACAUUUUGAAGGUGAAGAAAUAACUUUAGAAUUUAUUAAAGAAAUGAUUGGAUAUAUGAAAUCACAAAAAUUAUUACAUAAAAAAUAUGUUAUGAAGAUUUUAAAGAAAUCUUAUGAAUUAUUCACAAAAUUACCAACAUUGGUUGACAUUGACAAGGAAACAUCAAAGAAAAUUACAAUUUGUGGUGAUACUCAUGGACAAUUCUAUGAUUUGCUUCAUAUUUUCGAAUUGAAUGGAUUCCCAUCAGAAGACAAGCCAUACUUGUUCAAUGGUGAUUUUGUCGAUCGUGGUUCAUGGAGUUUUGAAGUUAUUAUCACAUUGCUUUCAUUCAAGCUUCUCUAUCCAAAUCACAUGCAUCUUACUCGUGGUAACCACGAAUCCAUUGAAAUGAAUCGUUUCUAUGGUUUCACUGGUGAAGUAUUGCACAAGUACAGUGAAAAGGUACACGAUCUCUUUACUGAUCUAUUUGUCUGGUUCCCACUCGCAUUUGUUCUCGACAAUGAUUAUUUGGUGGUUCAUGGAGGUUUGUUUGGAAAGGAUGGUGUCACUUUGGAUGACAUUAGAAAACUUAAUCGUGCUCAACCAGAUAGUACUGAAAAUGAAUUGGUACAAUGUUUAUUAUGGAGUGAUCCACAAACAAAUAAUGGUAUUGCUCCAUCAUCAAGAGGAGUUGGUGUUUAUUUCGGACCAGAUGUUACUAGAAAAUUCUUGAAACAAAAUAAUCUUUGCGGUGUCAUUAGAAGCCAUGAAGUCAAGGCUGAUGGUUACCAAGUCGAUGAUGAGGGAUCGGUCAUUACCAUUUUCUCUGCUCCAAAUUAUUGCGAUCAAUCAGGUAAUCUUGGUGCAUUCAUCAAUUUUACCGAUAGCACUGUCAAGUUUACCACCUUUUCAGAGGUUGAUCAUCCAAACCUUCCACCAAUGUUUUAUCAAAAGAACUAA